CCACCAUCUCCCGUCCCAUUUAAAAGGGGACGGAGGGAGUAUACAUGAAUGGAAAUAAUAAAUAAGAAGAAGAACAAGUAGUGUAACACACGAUAGACUGUUAGUAUACAUAUACUGUAUAUGUUUGAGUUGUAUAGAGUGUAUUAGAAGAAGUAGUUGCUGAAAAAAGAAAAUGAAACGAUGAAGAAGAAGAAAACUUACGGUGGUUGAUCGUUGAGUGUUGCUUUCAAAGCUGAGAGCCUGAGACGUAGCGUGAGCAGAGCAUAGCAUAGGAGAGUAGUAGCGACACUUAUCCAAGGAGAGAGCACGCACAAAACCAAGACUUUUGACUUGGUCAUCUUCUUUGAAAGAUGAGAAGUUGGCUCAGCAACUUGAAGCAAAGCUUUCUGCAGCUGCUCAGAAAAGUUAAUUUUUCGAGCAUAUCUGCCCAUCUCAACUCCAUCCCUGUCCUAAAUGGUACUAACUUUAAGGAAUGGAAAGAAAAUAUUCUAAUAACUUUGGGCUGCAUGGAUCUUGACUUAGCAUUAAGGGUAGAGCAACCCGUUUCUCUUACGGAUGCUAGUAUCCAAGAUGAAAAAAGGUACUAUGAGAAGUGGGAUCGCUCGAAUCGCUUAAGUCUUAUGAUCAUAAAGCGUGGCAUUUCAGAAUCUUUUAGGGGUGCUGUAUCCGAUGAGGUUACUAAUGCCAAGGAUUUCCUUUCUGAAAUUGAGAAACGUUUUGUUAAAAGCGAUAAGGCGGAAAUAAGCAUGCUGUUAAAAGACUUUACUUCCAAAAGGUAUUCACGAAAAGGAAAUAUAAGGGAGUAUAUUAUGGAAAUGUCUUAUAUUGUUUAUAGGCUCAAGACACUUAAGAUUGAGAUAUCGGAAGAUGUUCUCGUACACAUAGUCUUGAACUCUCUUCCUAUUGCAUUUGAUCCUUUUAAGGUUAGUUAUAACUGCCAAAAGGAGAAGUGGUCUCUUAACGAGCUCAUUUGAAGAGAGGAUGAAACAAAAUAAGACACAAAGUGCUCACUUGGCUAGUACCUCUAAGGAUAAGGGUAAAAAGAGGUAGAGAACUCCCAUUAAGAAUGAAGCUGCUAAAGGUCCAGUACAGAAGAAACAUAAGGAAGGUGAAACAACCUGUUUCUUUUGUAAGAAGUCUGGACACAUGAAGAAGGAUUGUACCAAGUAUCACGCAUGGAAAGUGAAGAAAGGGUUGUCUAAGCCACCGCAAGCCAAAUGAUGCUGAAAGAUGCGUCUAUGUGGGAGAUGGCAAAGCGGUGCAUGUGGAGGCUAUUGGGCAUUUUAGAUUGUUAUUAUCUACCGGUUUCUAUUUGGAUUUAAAAGACACUUUUAUUGUUCCGUCAUUUAGGCGGAAUUUGGUUUCUGUUUCUUAUUUGGACAAAUUAGGUUAUCAUUGUUCCUUUGGAAACUUCCGGUUUAAUUUGUCUUUAAAUUCAAAUAUUGUGGGGACUGGUUCUUUUAUGUCAUAUGACAAUCUUUACAUGCUUGAAACAAUAACUUCAUAUAAU
Molecule: messenger RNA, 1510 nt
Organism: Cuscuta epithymum
Lineage: Eukaryota; Viridiplantae; Streptophyta; Magnoliopsida; Solanales; Convolvulaceae
Source: the annotation of a GenBank genome assembly